GUAAAUGCUUGUUGAAUGACAUAAUGUUAAAGACUUAAACAAAAAUAGCCUACUGUGUGAUAAGUAGCCUAGCCAGUUAAUUCCAUAUAGCCUACUACAGCCCAGAGAUAGCACCAAUAGACUGUAUUCCAAGUAGAUUAAGCGUUUUUAUUCCCAGCGAUUCUCCCAGAAUUACCUAUUGGUAGGAAAUGUACUUGACCUAGGCUACUGUUAGCUGGCUAGGUGCAUGCUAUUGUUAUUGCCAAUGCUAUUGCAGGGAGACUGAACCCUCCGAUCCAGUAACUUCUGUCAUGCCACGGAGAACUACUCCUCUUCAGGAUGCCACUAAUCACAUCCUUGCAGGAAGAGACAAGAAUUCAAUGUUAGAGAUCAAAUAUAUUAAUCCAGUUAAAGGUCGUGGUAUCUUCACUUUAGCUGUUUUCAAUCAAGGAGACUUUGUGGUGGAGUAUAGAGGGGAGCUCAUUGAUGCAGCUGAAGCUGAACAUAGACGUAAACUGUACCACAAUGCAUGUUCGAUCUUCAUGUUUGACUUCACAUGGAAGCGGAAGACAUGGUGUAUUGAUGGAGCACUUGAAGAUGGGUCAUUUGGACGACUGGUAAACGAUGAGCACAAGGCACCAAAUUGCAGAAUGAAGUUGAUCGAAGCAGAUGGGAAGCCACAUCUCUGCCUUUUUGCACUGAAGGAAAUUAUGGCUGGAACUGAAAUCACUUAUGACUAUGGUGGGAAAGAAUGGCCCUGGCGUAAAGAGACACAACUCAGUGGUGGAAGUUUCCCUUCUGGCCAACACUCCGUUGCAGAGCUUAGUGACCACGCCCAUGACUUGGAACCCAAUGUUUUCUCUACAGACUUAUUCAGAGACACCGAAUUGAGAGCAGAGUGUCAGUCAUCCACUCCCACACCAGACAACCCUGCGCAUGAGGUGCACUGUGUCAGAGGUCAGUGUGGCACUUCUUCUGCGAAAGAGGGGAUUGGAGAAGUUGGUGUCCAGCACCAGGAGGUGUUAUCCCCUGUGUUCUCAGCAGAGCUUGCCAGUGAGACUGAAUCAAGAUCAGGGUGUCAAUCAUCCAGAGCCGCGCCAAAUGACUCUGCUUGUGAGGUGCACUGUGUCAGAGGUCAGUGUGGCACUUCUUCUGCGAAAGAGGGGAUUGGAGAAGUUGGUGUCCAGCACCAGGAGGUGUUAUCCCCUGUGUUCUCAGCAGAGCUUGCCAGUGAGACCGAAUCAAGAUCAGGGUGUCAAUCAUCCAGAGCUAUGCCAAAUGACACUGCUUGUGAGCGAAAUAGUGGAAGCUUCCCUUCUGGCCAACACUCCGUUGCAGAGCUUAGUGACCACGCCCAUGACUUGGAACCCAAUGUUUUCUCUACAGACUUAUUCAGAGACACCGAAUUGAGAGCAGAGUGUCAGUCAUCCACUCCCACACCAGACAACCUUGCGCAUGAGGUGCACUGUGUCAGAGGUCAGUGUGGCACUUCUUCUGCGAAAGAGGGGAUUGGAGAAGUUGGUGUCCAGCACCAGGAGGUGUUAUCCCCUGUGUUCUCAGCAGAGCUUGCCAGUGAGACUGAAUCAAGAUCAGGGUGUCAAUCAUCCAGAGCCACACCAAAUGACUCUGCUUGUGAGGUGCACUGUGUCAGAGGUCAGUGUGGCACUUCUCCAAUCCCCUCUUUCACAGAAGAAGUUGGUGUCCAGCACCAGGAGGUGUUAUCCCCUGUGUUCUCAGCAGAGCUUGCCAGUGAGACCGAAUCAAGAUCAGGGUGUCAAUCAUCCAGAGCUGUGCCAAAUGACUCUGCUUGUGAGUGUACAAUCCAUAAGCUGGUUUUUGAAUCGGUGAGAAUUGACAAAUGCUGGAUAUGCCAUUCACCUUUCACAUCUAUCAGAUGGCACGGUGUAAGAUGCAAACAAUGCUGUGGUGUGUGGCACAAAAUCUGCCUCCAGAAGUCCUCAGAAGACUGGGAUAUAUCAGAUGAUGAUGUCUCAUCUGGUGAUGAGUACAUCCCAGAGUCUGUAUCGGAUUCAGAAAGCUCAGGAACAGAGUUGAGUGCCGAGUUGGCUGAACCAUCCAAGAAGUCCCAUACCAAUAUGCCUGAUUUAGUUACUUUUGCUGAACCAGACCCCGAACCAGAACCAGAAAGCACUGUGGAUAUUCUUGGCCAAAGUAAAUCUUCCUUAAGAUUCCUUAAAAGCCAAGUCAAUUAUUGUUUUGUAUGUGGGAAACCUCAAACAAAAUUUGCACGUCAUCUCGAGAAGCAUGUAAAUGAAAAUGCUGAAAUCGCACAGGCACUCCAGUUCCCCAAAUCAUCAAAGGACAGAAGGGUUCUUCUUGAGAAAUUCCGAAACCUUGGCAACUUCAAGCAUAACUCGACUGUUAAAACCACAGGGUCAGGCUGUCUUAAAGUGAAAAGGAGUUCCAAACAGAGUAGCAGCCCUGAGACAUAUGAUUACUGCUUGUACUGUAAGGGUAUGUUAUCCAGAAAAGAACUUUCUCGACAUAUGAAAAGAUGUGCUCUAAGACCCGAGAAUAAUGUUGAAGAGGGACCUGAGUGGACAGAGAGGGUCAUUGGUAUAGCAUCUGCUCAAUUUACAAUGUCCCAGCCAAUUUCAAGUGAACUUUGGUCAGUGCUGGGCAAAAUGCACAAGGAUGACGUGUCCACUGCAAUAAGGAAUGAUCAUUAUCUCAUGCAGUUUGCCCAGUCCCUCUUUAAUAAGCAUGGGAGUGACAGAUCAAAGCAUGAGUAUAUAAGACAGAAAGUAAGGGAACUUGGGAGAUUACUUGUGACUUUGCGCCACACAACUAGAAUCCAUAACAUGGAAGAGGCAAUAAAACCAGGCAACUUCUUUACUCUUACUGGUGCUGUUAAGAGAGUUUCAGGUUUUGAUCACCAACACAACACAUUCAAAGCCCCAAGUCUGGCUCUUAAAAUUGGGCAUUCUCUCAGAAAGAUAAGUGACCUCAUCAUGUGUCGUGCCCUAAUGGAAGAGGACCAAGAGGGGGUCGAUUCCAUCAAGAGGUUUCAUACACUUCAUGAAACAAAGUGGUCUGAAUUAGUUUCCCAUUCUGCCUUAUCAAACCUGAGUGAGGCAAAAUACAAUAAGAGCACCAGGCUUCCACUGGCCAAAGACGUUCAGAAGCUGCAGUUAUAUCUUGGUCAGCAAGUGGAAUUGGCUAAGGAGAAACUAGCCGAUAACCCAACAGCAGGCACUUAUGCAGCACUAGCAAAGGUGACCCUCUGUCAAGUCAUUUUGUUUAAUAGGAGAAGGGAAGGUGAAGUGGCAAGGAUGACUGUAAACAAUUUUGAAGAUCGUGAUGUGUCACAACUAAAUGAUGACAUAAGCACUGGGCUUACAGAAGUUGAGAAGAGACUUUGCAAACAAUUCGCCAGAGUGGAAUUGAGGGGGAAAAAAGGACGAAAGGUUGCUGUGAUCCUGACCCCUGAUAUGACUGCUAACCUGUCACUCCUCAUUAGUAAGAGGAAAGAGUGUGGAGUAACUGAAAACAACAAUUACCUCUUCGCUAUUCCUUGUAGUGAUGGUCAUUACAGAGGACAGUUUGGUCAAUUUGCAGAUGCUUGUGGAGCCGAAGAUCCUCAAAACCUCAGAUCAACUAACCUUCGCAAACAGAUCGCCACAAUAAGCCAAGUCAUGAACUUGAAAGAUAAUGAACUGGACCAGCUGGCCGACUUUCUCGGCCAUGACAUUAGGGUGCAUAGGGAGUACUAUCGACUGCCCCAAUCAACGAUUCAGCUGGCUAAGAUCUCAAAGCUGCUUAUGGCUAUGGAGAAGGGAAGUGUGAAGGAUAUUCAAGGAAAAUCUCUGGAUGAAAUUGGUGAUGACAUAGACAAAAUGGAUACAGGAUCACAGCAACUCCCUAAUGUUUCCACAUUGCAAGACAAUGAAGAAAUGUUGACUUCUGGGACUUUUGGAUCACCUCAUCUCUCCGAGACUGCAGCUCAAGAUGACCAGGGGAACUCUGCCUGUGUAACUUCUGGUUCACCUCAUCUCCCUGACUCCGUUACUCAAGGUUUCUGUGUUUCAUCAAGGCGGUGUACGAAGAGACCAUGGUCUGAGGAGGAGAUACAAGCGGUGAUGAAACAUCUAAGGCCUUUUGUUGAAAACGGUGUCACUGCCACCAGCGGGCAGUGCCUGGAGUGCAAGGAAAAGGAACACCCUAUCUUGGAGACCAGAUCCAUUCAAAACAUUAGAGAUUUUGUCCGCAACAGAGGCUUGGCCUUUAAAAGGCAUUCAAAUGCUAAACGCUAAAUGCUCUUUUGGAUAGCUUGAGCCUUUACCUUUCUAGGCAUGUUUUACAAGUUGGUGUCCUGUGUUCAGAAAUGGGUUAGGUCACUUCAUUUAUUUUGCUCACAGGCAGUUUUUUGUUUUGUUUGUUUUGCUUUGUGGUUAGCCUGGGCCUUUUAAUGUCAGGAUUCACUUUUAUUUUCCUUUAUUAUUUUUUAAAAUGCUGUCCUUGUUAAGGAAGGAAGAGAUUCUUGAGGUGACCAAAUCAAAUAUAGUUCAGUGAUUCAA
Molecule: messenger RNA, 4517 nt
Organism: Alosa sapidissima (American shad)
Lineage: Eukaryota; Metazoa; Chordata; Actinopteri; Clupeiformes; Clupeidae
Exons: 24
Coding region: 291-4253 (1320 amino acids)
Biological process (GO): DNA recombination; DNA integration
Molecular function (GO): protein binding; DNA binding
Source: RefSeq, a predicted model, not a curated record